Leptosomus discolor (cuckoo roller) is the source of this 1408-nucleotide messenger RNA. The record is from RefSeq and is a predicted model, not a curated record. NCBI's taxonomy places the organism in Eukaryota, Metazoa, Chordata, Aves, Leptosomiformes, Leptosomidae.
AUGACCACAGAGAGUUUUGCAGAGUUCCUGAAUAAGCUCAAGGAAAUCCAUGAGAAAGAGGUUCAAGGUCUGCAAAGCAAGCUGACGGAGCUGACGACGGAGAAGUGCCGUGAUGCUCAGAGAAUUGAAGAGCUGUUUGCUAAAAAUCACCAAUUAAGGGAACAGCAGAAAGUCCUUAAAGAAAAUGUAAAGGUGUUAGAAAACAGGCUGCGAGCGGGUCUCUGUGACAGAUGCAUGGUCACCCAGGAGCUGGCGAAAAAGAAGCAGAAUGAAUACGAGACCUCCCAUUUCCAGAGCCUGCAGCACAUCUUCAUCCUCACUAACGAGACGAGCCGCCUGAGGGAAGAGAACAAAACUCUCAAGGAAGAACUGAAGAGGCUCCAGAGCCUGGAGGACAGGACAAAGCACCCAGGAGUCAGUUCCAGAGAAAGCAGCUCCACUCCCAGCUCCCCUUUGGCUUUACUGUCCCCAGUGAGCAGGAACGUCAGCACCGAGAAAGCAGCUCACAGGGGAGUAGAAGAAGCCCACCACGAUGCACCAGGCCUUGAGCUGGGAGAAGAAAAGCCUGCAGGACAGAGAAGCUCUCCAAGCAGUAGGACUUCCCCAGGCACUGUCCUCCAAGAAGUCAGCCUUGCAGAAAUGGCAUCCCAGAGGAUCUCCAACCAGCUGCACGGAACCAUUGCCCUGGUGAGACCCGGCACCAGACCCUGCCUCCUGGAAAAAAGUCCUUUGGGGGCAGCAGUGUCCCCACCAGCAAGGAAGACUCCUCUCCCACCGGAGAAUGAGCACAGCCCCAGCCUUGAGGCUUAUUUAACAGCGGGCAAACCGGACUCCCCCAAGGUUGCUCCAUCCUAUGAAAACCUAAAACUGACUGCCCGGAGAGAGCAGCUCUGCCUCCUCCACAAGCACCUUUCCCUGCACCAGCUGGGGCUGGUGAGCAACUGUGCCUAGGCCGACCAGGGCAGCUUCUCCAGCCAUUUGCUCAGGGCCAAAGACGCCGACGGCAGGACGCGGUUGCGUGAUGGCUGGGAAGAUCACGCCGCCUUGCUGAAGCUGCCUGCUGCCAUGGUGUACGUGAGGGAUCAGCACUUGGAGGAGAAGCUGCACCUCCUCAAGCACAGGGAGAGGCUGCAGCAUUUCCUCAUGCAGCAGUGCCAGCCAGGCCAGCAGGCAGAUGGAGACACAAAGCCCAUGCCCGAGGAGCGGCCCCUCUCCCCAUGGCCAAGCAUCACGCCGGGAUGCAAGGAGGAAAAGACUUUCCUGGAGGAUAUUGCAGAUGUGAAGGAGAAGAAGGAGCUUUGGCUGAGCCGGGACAGCUCUGAGCUGCGAGAAAAGGCGAAGGUGGCAAGGGACGAUGGCGCAGAUGUGCCGCUGGAUCUGUCAGACUCCGGCCGUGGCAGAGAAACGG